Molecule: messenger RNA, 3007 nt
Organism: Acyrthosiphon pisum (pea aphid)
Lineage: Eukaryota; Metazoa; Arthropoda; Insecta; Hemiptera; Aphididae
Exons: 8
Coding region: 396-1631 (411 amino acids)
Source: RefSeq, a predicted model, not a curated record
UUAUCUAGUUGCACGACUAUUUCGUCACAGUGACGAUGACUACAACAAGUCGUACAACGACGUAGGUACGAACGGUUAUAAACUACCUACCGAGUACCGACAGCAGUACUAAAACUGCAAUCAAAUCAUGCACAUUCGCUUAAACGUAGUUAAUAUCGUAUUAGGCUCCAUUCAUUAUUGUUGUUGUUGUUCGAAUCACGGCGUUUAUGCUAUACGUUAAGUGAAGUAAUACUUUUUUAGUGUUUACAUAAUAUUUUCGUUUGGUAUAAAUUUACUUAUAAUUAAAAACACGAGAGUGCGCAUUUACAUAAAUUGUUUGUGUUGCGUUCUACCUACAGUUGCAUCAAUUUCGGAGACUUGAAUGCAUAUUUAAAGGAAUAAGCUGAAAAUCAAUCAUGGAGAUCAGUGGUAUAAUUGAUAUAAAAGUACCGGCCAAAGGUAGAAAAUUCGGUUCGUGGAAGGCGUGGAAAAGCCAAUGGUGUGAAGUACUCAAAAAUGAAAAUCGUAUGAUCAUCAACAUUGGACAUAGUAAGGGAAAUGUUACAUCGUGUUUAGCAGUACCUAACAACGCAAUUAUCUACCGAAUUAAAUCCAGGACUAGAGCCUACGGUUUUGGAAUAUUUUAUGCAGGACAAAAGGAACAACAACCAUGUAUUUUUCUUGCUGGAAAAUCAGAAACAGAGUCACAAAAUUGGAUGAAAUCUAUAAGAGAUGUUUUAAAACCACCAACACAUAUAAAGUCAACAAACGAGUAUACUGUAUCGAUAAUUGACAACGAACAUUCUAAAACAGCUGGUUUAACCGGCCUGUAUGGUACUCUAUCUGUAAAGUCAGAAGAAAUAUUAGUGACUGAUCCACACACUGGAAAAAUCAAAGUAACACUCCAUUGGACACAAAUACAAUGUAGUUACUUACCUCUGCCGGCUGUAUCAGAUGAUUUACAUAGAGUGUGUACAAUACGCACAAACAGCAAGUUUAAAGCGGGCGAUGGUGACUUGGAACUAUACUGCACCGAAGCCGACGAGUUGCACAACGAGCUGCUGUCUUGCCCGCGACCGUUGCCCAGGAUCGCCACCACGCCGUUGCCGCCGACGCCCAAGGACUGCAGACAGACGCGCAACGACCAUAUGUCCGCCGCCGAUUCGCCUUCGACGACGCCGCCACGGCGUCUGCUGGAGUCCAGACGAAUGAGCAGGAGCGAAGGCGAUCUAAAGAAGUUCGUCAUGCAACAAUCCGCACCCACGCUGCGGUCGGCCGGUUCGCAACAACAUCUCGUACUCAUGCCCCGGUCCAACGGUUUGGCACAAAAGAGUUCGUCGCACUACCUGUUGACCAGCGUGGGAUUGCUAUUGGCUACACCAGGAUACAGUGAACCCAACUCAAUGCAAGACUUACGGCUGAUCGACCAACACCUGCUUAGUACACGUUUACAAGGAAUAGUGGACGAAGAAAGCGCGGACGCUGAAGGGAAGAGCGAGGAAGACGAGGAUUACGAAGACAUGUUGCACAUGGAUAUUGAACAGACGAACGAUGCACCGCCACCAUUACCGCCGAGACAAUUGAAAUAUGUCACUAUGGCCAAUCUAGGAGGAAAUAACAAAUUAUACAUUUCCGGUCCAGUACCUAUAUGAUAUAUUAUAUACUACUUAUGUAUAUAGAUAAAAAAUAAGUAUACCGUAACUAUAUUAGAAAUAAGUCCAUAAACCAUGAGAAAUAUUUUGUGGACGCCGCCGCGCCGUCGUCGUUCGUCAUCUAGACGAUAAAUCCAAACAAUGUGGCUGUCGGCUGAACAUAUUUUGAACACUUCUUAUUCGGAUACAGUACCUACUUUUCAUUCUUCCUGCACAACUCAAGGAAACCUCGGAUGAGAAUUACCGUCGGACUUCGAUUGAAGAUAAUAUUAUAUUAUUAUGGAACACCGCAUGUCCGCAAAUGCCAUAUAUUAUAAUAAUUGUUAUGAGAACCGCACGAUGCGCCGCGCGAAUGUCAAGAUAACUACAACUGGACAGCGUGUGGUUUAACGCCCAAAAAAUAAUAUAUUGUAUUAUUGUUACAGUAGUUAUUAAUUAAACACACUCACACAUAUAAUUAUUAUUAUUGGCGUUAAGAUCCUGCAGUAAAGAAUAAUAUAUACCUAUUACUCGGUCUAAAGUUUAGACUCUAAACUUGUAAGAAGAAAAACUAGUUGCAUUGUAAAUAACAAUUUUUUUUUGACAUUCUCGGUAUAUAGCGGAUAUUUCCUCCAUAGAAAAUAUAUUAAAACGUACAAUAUUAUAUACCUAGGUAUUUUUUUAUUUUAUGUAUUUUUUGAUAUUAAACAAAUUAUAUUCAUCUGACGCAAGUUUAUACUUAGAUAUCACUUUCAAAAUAUAUGCCAAACGAAACUAGUCAACCAUUUUUAUGGAUGAAACUUACCAUAAUAUGCUAAUAUGCAUAAUGCAACUUAUCCAAAAAAUGUAUACCUAUGUAUGGAAUGUAAAUCAUUGAAAUGCUAAUCGCCCAAAUUCUCGUGCUUAAUGGAAUAGGUAUCUAUAUAGGUAUUUAUAUACCAACACUGCACCGUACACAGUAGAUUGUAGAUGUGUAGUAAGUUUUAUAUUUGUAUAUUAAUUAUAAUAUUUUUAUAAUAAUUAAAAAUGUUUCGUACCUACCUAUUAAGAAAUGUAUAUAAAUUUAUGUAAUAUUCAAUAUUAUUGUAUAGACGUAUAUGAAUUUUUCUUACAUAAUAAAUUUGUAAGAUUAUAUAAUAUUAUAUUAUAACAAAAAUAAUACGAUUAAUGUACCUAAUAAAGUGUUACUUACCUAUGAUUUGUACUUGAACCUUAAAUAAAAAGACCAGAUCUUAUCAUAUAACAUUUUCUUGUUGGUUUAUCAACAAGGCCACAUCUAAAAUGUUAUCUACUAACGAAAAGUAUAUGUAGAUAGGUACUUCAGUUUUGACGAAUUUUAGAUUUUAAGCAGAACGAUAAAUGUAUAAGUUUUUUUUAAUCAUGUUAUAUGUAUUUUU